This is a messenger RNA of Loa loa (African eye worm), 263 nucleotides long. RefSeq lists its product as hypothetical. The annotation marks the transcript as partial. Lineage: Eukaryota; Metazoa; Nematoda; Chromadorea; Rhabditida; Onchocercidae. The record is from RefSeq and is a predicted model, not a curated record. The transcript has 2 exons.
UUUCGCAUAUACCAUCAAGUGUUCGAUUUUUCUGGCUUCCAACAAAUCCAAUAAAUUUGAUGUCACCAAAUCCGUCACCUGAUUUUAACCUUGUAUCCGUACAUACGCAUCAUUGUGUUGUGGAUGGAAGAUUAUUACCAUUAUCAUAUCUUCGUGUUUUAUUCAAAUUAAAACGAACUGAUGCACGAUUUAUCACGGAAAAAUAUAUACUAAAUUCAUUGAUGAUGUUUAUCACUUGGAUUACACCAUUUUGUACCGUAUAA